GUAAACACUUUAACCCCACCCCCUCCCCCAAAGUCCCGCAAUUUUCCAACAUCAUCAGAAAACCUUAGCAGAAAACAAAGUUAAAACAAAAAUGGAGUUGUUCGAAUCCGUGCCAUCUUCCAAAGCAAUUUUGACGGCGACAACUUCUCUUACCGCUUCUGUAAUUCUCUUCAGAUCAAUAGCUAGCGAUCUUGUACCUGAAACACUUCAGCACUUCUUUUCUUCACGCUUUCAGAAACUAUCGAACCGCCUUUCCUCACAAUUGAUAGUUGUCAUAGAAGAAUCUGAAGGUCUCACUUCGAACCAGAUGUUCGACGCUGCUAACGUUUAUUUGGGUACUAAGGUUUCUCCUUGGACUCAAAGGAUCAAAGUCAAUAAGCCCGACAAAGAUGAAGAGCUCGCCGUCACUGUUGAUAGGUACCAAGAAGUAACAGAUUGUUAUGAAAAUGUGAAUUUCACCUGGAUUUUGAAGUCCAUGGGAAUCAAACAGAGUGACAAAAGCUCCAAUCCCAAGACCGAGCUUCGAUAUUUUGAGUUGAGUUUUCACAAGAAGAAAAAGGAGAUGGUUUUAAAAUCUUAUUUACCAUAUAUAUUGAGUAGGGCCAAAGAGAUUAAGGAAGAGAAAAAGGCAGUGAGGUUACAUACAGUGGAUUAUAAUGGAACUGAUUAUUGGAGUUCCGUGGUGUUAAAUCAUCCUGCAACAUUUGAUACAAUGGCAAUGGAACCAGAAAUGAAGAAGGAGCUGAUUGAGGAUCUUGACAUGUUUGUGAAUAGGAAAGAUUACUAUAGGAGAGUUGGCAAAGCAUGGAAACGCGGGUACUUGUUAUAUGGACCACCUGGUACAGGAAAAUCGAGCUUAGUUGCAGCUAUGGCUAAUUACCUUAAGUUUGAUGUUUAUGACUUGGACUUGAGAGAGGUGCAAUGUAAUUCGGAUUUGAGAAGGUUGUUGAUCGGUUCUGCAAAUCGCUCUAUACUUGUGAUAGAAGACAUUGAUUGCAAUGUGGGGUUGCAGAAUAGAGAAAAUGAGAAUGACACAAGCGAAGAUGACAAGAUUACACUGUCUGGGCUGUUGAACUUUAUUGAUGGGUUGUGGUCGAGUUGUGGGGAUGAGCGAAUCAUAGUGUUCACGACAAAUCACAAGGACCGACUUGAUCCAGCAUUGUUGAGACCUGGCCGUAUGGAUGUGCACAUUGAGAUGUCGUAUUGCACUUUCAGUGGUUUCAGGAUACUAGCAUCUAACUACCUAAAAAUUGAGGAGCACAGCAAGUUUAGGGUAAUUGAGAAUCUGCUCCUGAAAGUGAAAGCAACUCCAGCUGAAGUUGCAGGAGAGCUGAUGAAGAGCAACAAUGCUGAAAUUGCACUAGAAAACCUCGUCAAAUACCUUUCAAAACAAAAUGCAUUGCUGACUGAAACAGAUGGACAUUAGGGACUACAGCGGAGGACAAAUAAAUUCGGCAUAGAGUGAGAUAUUCUUUCAUCUGUUAAAGAGCAAGAUUUUUAUAGUUCAUUAGCUUUUGUUAAACUUGGUAACAUAAUCAUGCUGAUUCUUUGAUUCUAUUCAUCAUUGGACCUCCAUCUAUUUAUAA
Messenger RNA from Nicotiana attenuata, 1586 nucleotides. RefSeq names its product AAA-ATPase At3g50940-like. The transcript has 3 exons. Gene Ontology annotation, molecular function: ATP hydrolysis activity; ATP binding. Bases 92 to 1426 code for a protein of 444 amino acids. The record is from RefSeq and is a predicted model, not a curated record. NCBI's taxonomy places the organism in Eukaryota, Viridiplantae, Streptophyta, Magnoliopsida, Solanales, Solanaceae.